Messenger RNA from Xyrichtys novacula (pearly razorfish), 9824 nucleotides. The record is from the annotation of a GenBank genome assembly. NCBI's taxonomy places the organism in Eukaryota, Metazoa, Chordata, Actinopteri, Labriformes, Labridae.
GGGAAAGCUCCACCACAGGAGGAGGAGAACACACCGGUCUGCAGUCCAGUCUGCAGCCGACACACGGGCCACCUGCCCCGGACAGACCACCGGACACACACCGCUGAGAAUUACUAUUCCUGGAGGAUCUUUUUAUGUCAUUUUAAACCUUUUGACUGGGAGAUUCUAAGUUUAAUCAACAGAUUUUUUUCGGAUUCAUGCACAUUUUGGAAGAGGGAUAAAUAUUUGAGAGGUCUGCUGGAGGGAAAAUAUUGCUGCUUUAUUUUUUCAGAUCCAGUUUUCUUGGAGGAGACUCACCUGAGGCUUUAUCAACAUCAACUGGAUCAAACAGAAAAUCCCUCCAAGACUCGUGUAAUGAUCCUGAAGGACCGUGUAACUCCCCAAAAGAGUCUUUAAAAUACUUUCAAAUCACUCAAACUGGCAACCUGAAAAUAACCCUGAACGCCUCUGAGGACCAAAAACGAUCGUUAUUGAUGGAUAUGACAGCUCAUAUUUCAGACUGAUUUCACCCUCUGUUUUCUGUUCUUUUAUUCUUCCAGCUUUCAUAUCAAAUAAAAAUCGUGGGGAAGUUUAUCAAAAACAACAGGUAGCUUCAUUUUCAACUUUUUUUACGCACCUCCACACUCGGGCAGAGACGGUCAGCUCUCCCCGCCCUCCGUGCACCAUGAAGCGGCCAUGUGAGGAGAGCAGCUCCGAGGAGAGCGACGUGGAGGAGACCAUCGAUGUGGGCAGAGAGAGCGUUUAUCCCGGGUGAGUCCACAGCAAAAAUAUGUUUAUUACUUUAUCAGACACCCUAAUGGAAAGCUUCAAUAAAUUUUAAAUCGAUGAAAUUGAAAUAAAUACAAGAAAUAGGCCAAGAGCAGGCCAGGCAGGCUCCUUGUGUUACAUUUCAGACAUGUGAAGAUUGUUAAAACUCCAUUUUCUGCAUCUUAAGGCUUAAAAUUAGUUUUUGCAUUUUUUUUUUUACUAUCCAAAAAGAUCUACAAAAGCACAUAUAUCAUAAUGCAUUCAUUGUCAACAAGUCAGAUAUAAAGUUUUACCUCCUAUCUCUGAACAAAGCAUUAUUAUUAUUACUCUGGUUUAUUGUUGUGCAGAGAGAGAUCUGUGGAAAAAGCUCUUAAGAGCACUUAAUGUUUAGUUAUUGCACAAUAUUAGACAUGUUUGAAUCUGACUAUUACUGUGCAUAAAGAAUAGCCUACCUAUGUGAGGCUUUACAGCUAACCAAGUAAUUACUUAAAUUACCCUUAAAAUACACUAUUUCUUCUGUUUCAAACAUCCAUCUUUAUUUAAUGCCAUGCAAAAUAUGAAAUAACCUCAAUUAUCUGCACUUUACUGUAAAAUCUCUAUAUCUGUCAGGUGAAAGUAUAUAUUUAGUCUGAAAAGACAUUUUUGUUUGAAAUAAGACUAAACUGUUUGUAGUGUGUAGAUAAAAAAGUUUAGAUGCUGCAGACUCUCAACACACAGCAUGCUUUAAAAUUGUAUGUAUUACUGGGUACAUUAACAUGUUUUUGGUCUUUAAAGUAACCUCAGAUUUCAAAUACUGUGUUGGAGUUAAAGUCAGGGUUUGUGUGUGGACAAAAAACACAAAAAAAAAUCAUGAAAAAUUGCCUCACAAAUACCUGUAUAACAGAGUAUAUUAUAAAAACACUUCAGAGAAUUGCAGCUGGAAACAUCUGUGACAUCUAGAUGCUCAAAAACACCUAAAACCAGAAGAAUUUCAGUAUUUGUGUACAAAUAUAGAUUUGUUUAUUAUGUCAGGAUUAUUUUUGGAAAAGAAAGCCUCAAAUCUCUCUGAAAAUGAUCAGUUCUGCAGAAUUUUAUGUUUGAGAAGUUGAAUCUGAGUUGUAAUUUGUUUUUUCAGGCACAUGAAGACGUCCUUUAUAAGGUGUGGAUCACCGACGACAACGACUCAAGUGAUGGCGAGGAAAAAGCGCAGAGGGGUGGGUUAACGUUUGGGUUUAUAAAGAUGAUUGGUGGACUAAUUAAAGAUAGUCAGGUUUUAUAUUUUUUUGUUUUUUAAUUUUUCAGAUUAUCGAGAAGAGACGCAGAGACAGAAUCAACAACAGUCUGUCUGAGUUACGGAGGCUCGUCCCCACGGCAUACGAGAAGCAGGUGAGAAUCUUUGACUUUUAAACUCACCUACGACUUUAUAAACUGAGUUGAUGAAAAGACACCACACUUAAGAGGCGUGCACAUCCUAGAGAGGAAAAUACUCAACAUAAAUAGUCAAAAUAUUAAGAAUAUUUCUUCUGUGUAGUUCAGUUAUUGCUCCAUUCAAACCUGAGUUCUACAAAAAAGUCUCUUCAAAAUUAAUUCCCCAAAUCUUCUGAGCUUUGACCUAUUAAGCCAUCAAAUGUUCUGGAGAAAAGUAGGACACUGGUGUGUGUUUGCAGAUUACACUGCAAAAAAACAAGGAAGAUAAAUGUCUCAGUCACAGUCUGAACUACAAAAAUCUGCAGCAUCUGCAUCUAAUGUACCAAAAACGAAGAGAAUCAAAGUUUCUAACUGCUUUUUACAAUUCUGUGUCAUAGCUGUGCUCAAACUCAUCCCACACCCUAAACGAGUGGUUUUGAGAACUGGAGCGGAUGCAGAUGUGCUGAAAACUGCAGUCCCCCGAGUGUCCACUUGAGGCUGUCUGCAGAGGCAUGAGAAACCACAUACACACUCAAUUUGUGUUUCCCUUCCUCUCAGGGUUCAGCCAAACUGGAGAAAGCUGAGAUCCUGCAGAUGACUGUGGAUCACCUGAAGGUCCUGCAGGCCACAGGUGGGAAAGGUAAAUCUGGUCUAUCUCACUAAAAAUCUUCUGCUGAACGUGAAGAUAAAGUUCAUGCUCUUUUUUUUUACGUUCAUUAUUUCCUUACCUUGAGUUCAGCCCAGACACUUGCACUAAAACACUGUGAUGCAUGUAUCGCCCUUAUUCACACCGAUUUACAGCAGACUGUGAGCCAAAGGGUUUAGCACCCUGCGCAGGCAAGUGACCCUCAGAUUAACGACCCACCUGUGCUACCUGCUGAGCCACAGCUGCACCUGAAAGAGUCUGAAUGUGUUCCUCAUUUAAAGGAAUAUUCCAACGUAAAAUUAAGUUAGGGUCAAACACACCGUAACACUGAGUUAGACACCUUGUCGAGAGAUUAAUGUUGCCGACCGCUCGCUUCUCUUGUUAGGAAAAAAAAAAAAAACCCUGCUUAUCUUGCUUUUACUCUUUUAAUGAGAUUUUUCUCGUUUUUUUUUUUAAACCGCUAACCUGUUUUUAUAUUCUUUUACUGUGAAAUUUCUCUGCUUUUAAGAUGUAGCCCUUUGAGGUCACUUGAUGUAAAGGGCAGUACAAAUAAAAUGUAUUUUAUUAUUAUUAUACAAACUUUAGUAACGAUCAUACAAUAGCAAUACACAGCGGUCCCAGGAGCCACACACUCAAGCAAAACGCCACUCUAUAGCCACAAAUAAUGCUCAGAACAGCACUUAACUUCAUCAACAGUACAUAUAGGGUCCCAGCCACAGAACUACCCCCCAAACAUCUUUUUAGCAUGCUCAAGGAAGAACAUUUAUGAUCAUUUCUUCAUGAAAAUGCAAUCAGACCAAGACGCUAAGGCAGAAAAACUACAGCGUCUGCAGUGCAAAAUGAUUAAUAUGGUGAUUUUUACUUCAAGGAAAUGAUAAAGUAAUGAUCAUAAAUGUUCUUCCUUGAGCUGCGUCACCCCGCCGCGGUAUUAGACUCGCCUGAGCUCUCCGUACAAACAAGUGGCUGCUGGAAGAGAGUGGGUGAGUUGUGUUUGGUCUCUCUGCUAAAGAAAUUAGGCAAAGCUAAAAAGAUGUUGUGCUGUUCUGAGUAUUAUUCAUGGCUAUAGAGUGGCGUUUUGGUUGAGUGCGUGGCUCCUGGGUCCGCUGUGUAUUGCUAUUGGGAGGUCAAUACUUAAGUUGGUAUAACUAGAGAAGGAAGCGGUCUGCAACAUUAGUCUCUCGACGGGGUGUCUAACUCAGUGUUAUGGUGUGUUUGACCCUAACUAAAUUUUAUGCCACAAUAUCCCUUUAAGCUACAUGCUUGUAGAAAGUGUGUUGUAUAGGGAAGGGUAAAAAUGAUGCACCUUAUUAUUGGUCUCUUUGCAGUCGGCCUCUAUGUUAAAUUUUUAGUUGUUUUUUUAACCCUGAGUACUUUUUAAAGCUUAUGUGAAGAGGUGUACUUUGUAUUGGAACAGGUUUAGGCCAUUAUUGAUUCACUAGGUGGUGCUGUUGCAAACAACGUUGUCUUAAACUUGUGGUCUUGAAUCUGCAGUCCCUUGGAUCUGCAGACACAUGGCUCUGGCACUUUGAUUUUGAAGUCUGGGUUUGCAGUUGUUUUCUGAUUUUGUGCAGUUUUAUUUUGCAUUGUUUGCAGCAUUUGAUUUUGAAGUUGCAUCGUUUUCGCAUUUGCAGCAAGAUUCCCCCGGUGGACAUCUUUCUGGUUGUUGCAGAUUGUCACAUUUAACUGAUUUAUUUUUAUGAGUUAGAGUCAGUUUUGUUCAUCAGAGUGUUGGUGUGUGUGUGUCAGUCAAACAGCCUGUCAAUCAGUUUUACUGUUGAAAGAAGUAUGUGUGUGUGAGUGUGUGUGUGUGAGUGACAGAGGGAGGCGGUGAGUCCAUGGGAAAGCACUGCAGGGAUAAAAGCACCACUUGACCCUGAGCAGCGCUGUUUGCUUUCAUAGAGCCGGCGGGAGGUGGGGGUGUAAUGGGGGAGAAGGGUGAGUCCCGGUUGCGUUCACAGGCCGUCUCUCAGCAGCGUUUGUUUGGGUUUUCAGGCAGUGUGUGAAGUCGGACAGAGUAAACUCAGAGUCAGCUGAUCGCUGCAGAAAACAUCCACGUCACAGUUUCACAUGGAAAAGUUUCCUGUGGAUGUUUCAGAGCUGGAAAUUAUGUAAGAUUUGUAAAAUUUUUAAAUGUACUCUGCUCUUUGAUGCGCUUUUUUAGAGUUCAAUGUUUAAACACAGACAUGUUUAUAUUUGAUAUAUUUACUGAAAAAAGGACAAGACUUUUGAUUUCUCUGAAAUGAAAUCUACACAAACUUGAUUUACUGGUUAUUGUAAAAACUAUAUUCAUUAAAAUAACUUUUGCAUGGUCCAUUUACAAACAUUUAUCCUCACAUUAGCAGUAAAAUCAAGUGUUAUCCAUCUUUUUUUUGAUGUGCUGGGUUACUCGCAUACCUGGAUGACUUUUUUUCUAUGGUGGUGUACCCCAAGGCUCCAUUUCUGGCCCCUUUCAAUUUCUAUAUACAUGCUGCUUCUCAGUCAGGUUAUUUUAAACUGUGAUAUCUCAACAGUUUUAAUGCUGAUACAUCACAGUUAUGUAUGAUUGAAAAUCUAACAGGUUAAAGCAGCAGAGCAUGUCUAGGGUUGGGUAUCGUUUGAUUUUGAACAAUUCCGGUGCCGAUUCUGAUUGUGAUUCCUCAAUUCGAUUCCGGUUCCUAACGAUUCUCUCCUCUGAUUCUUUAAAUGAGGGUGCUAACCAGAGUUCUUCUUUUUGGAUGAAAUUUUUUUAACUUUUUAAAAACUAUAAAUUUCUCACAGGGCUAUUUUCAACCAGUAUAUAAAUAUCAGGUUUUGUUGUCAGGUCGUUUGUCUAUGAAAAAGUACAAGGGCUAACGUUAGUUGGAUAUUUAAGUUGACCCACCGUACACAGUACAAUUUGUUUGCCACUUCAAAGUUAGCAGAAGACAGAAGUAAUUUUAUUUUUCUUCCUGCUAAAGUUAGCCAAACUUUUGACUGCAGCCGCUCUGGGUUGCAAUGCACUCUCUCUCCUUCUGUCUCUCUUCUCUCUCUAUGUGGCUUCGUCCUCCUUGGUGUUCGGCGGCCUCUUCUUCGUUGGUGUUUAGCGGCGUCUUCUUUGUAAGCAUUCGGGGGCUAUUUCUUCCGGUCGGCGGACUCCGGCAUCGAAACUUGGAAUUGAAAUUUUAAAAUGUGAACGAUUCCGGGAGAAUCGAAAUGUUAGUCCAGGUCCCCAUCGAUGCUCGAGACUCCAUGCCCAACCCUAUGCAUGUCUAUUUCAAAUGUCAGAAUAUAACUACCUUCUCUCUUUCUCUCUCUCUCUCUCUCUCUCUCUCCCUCUCUCCCUCUUUCUCUUUCUGUCGCUCACUCUCUGCAGGUUAUUUUGAUGCCCACGCUCUGGCUCUGGACUUCCUCUCUCUGGGUUUCAGGGAGUGCGUGACAGAGGUUUCCCGUUACCUGAGCGCCGUGGAGGGCCUGGACUCCAGCGACCCUCUUCGUUCUCGCCUCCUCUCCCACCUCUCGUCCUGCGCUUCGCAGCGUGACGCCGCCGCCCUCACUGUGACCUCAUCACAUCCUCACUUCCAGCAGCCUCACCCCUUACCUCAUCCUUUUCACCCCCACCACUGGGCUGCUGCCGUCGCCACUGCGGCUGCAUUUCGGCCUGCCGCGGCGCCGUACGGAUUGAGCGGGAUUCCAGUUUCUCCUGACGCUGCAGGAGGAGGUGGAGCCCCGCAGAGGCUGGCAGAGUUGUCACAGCGUGGUGUUACCUCCUAUGCUGACUCCACCUCUUCUAACUCUCCUUCCUCCUCCUCCUCCUCUUCCACAUCCCUUGUCUUCCCCUGCGCUCCCACUCCUCUCUCCUCCUCCCUCCUUUCCUUCUCAGCAUCCUUUCCCAUUACCCUUCACUCAGGUUUUCCCCUCCUCCCCCCUUGCUCCUUCACUUCUUCCACAGCCACCAGCAGUCCUCCCGUCUCCUCCUCCUCCUCUUCCUCACAGACUCCUCUGAGCAGCAGUAAACCAUACAGGCCGUGGGGGACUGAGGUCGGAGCUUUCUGACCAAUUUUGCUGCAGACUAACCUUUGACCUUUUGACAAACUGACUCCUUUAACAGCCUGAGAAUCUCUAACCAGCAGCGAACUGAUGACAGGAAAUCUGAACUCUAUUUUGUAUAAAAACAUCGAGUCUGUUCUUGGUCUCUAUGGGAAAAACAGUCUGUAUGGAGAGUAGACUACUAUCCAGUGUAGUGCCAUCUGUUCCUGCAGGUUCAUAUCACUGUCAGACAUUAGCAGGUGAGCUUUGAACUUCAUGCAGACCAAAAAAUGUUAACAAAGUGUAAUUAACUCAUUCACAUCAGUUGUUUUUCAGCGUAGGUCUCUUAUAGCUUCUGUGUCUCUUCUGAUUCACUCGACUGUUUUAAUAAGAAAACAAACAAUGAGUGUUGUAACCGAUGGUUCCUGUGUUUUUAUUACACCAGGAGGGAUAUAUGUGAUAGUUUUUCUGUUCUUGACAGAGUAUCAAGAGAUGGUCUAACACAUUGAUUUGAGUCUUUUCUUUGGAUAUUUUUGAUAACAAGAAGAGGAAUUACACCAGAUAUCACUUUUAAAAAUUAUCACUGUGACAAAAACACCAAAGAUCUGCAAAACAAUAAAAUCUCAGAUGUUAUUUUGAUCACGCUGAACCCAGCCCCUCUUUUCUGUUUUCAGUCCUGUCGGUGUUAACUGUAUCUGAACAUGAGUGCCUUUUUACAAAUAAAGAUGUAGUUACAUCUCUGCAGUCACGGACAGCUCAGUUGUUAGUGUUUUUUGUGCAGUGUGGACUAUUUCUAUGUGAAGAAAACAGCUUCAACACCUGAAAUGUAAAAUUAUUUCCAAAUUAUCUCCGACUCCUUUUAAGGUCCUUUAAAACUGAAGUGACAGAGAGACUUGCAUCACAGUUUAGAGCAGGCUGCACAUUUGGAAAUGAGAGAUGGUGAGUUGGAGUGCAGUGAGAGUGUAGCGUGUAAAGUUGACCUUACAAAAUACAGGAUCAUAUCUGUAAGAAUACAAUUAUGAUCUUUUGCUGAAAUAACAGUAGGGGAGAGUGGGGUAAGAUGAGCCAUUUUUUCACAUUUCGGAUCACUACAUCAAGGCAAUCAUAGUUUUGUCUCUAACUAGUUUAUCUGCAUAUAUUUCAAGAUGUUGUGCAUCCCUGCAAACCAACAGAAUGAGUGUAAAUAUAAAUGUCUUGAUAAUAUAGCAUGCUAAAAAAGUGGUCUCCUAUGGUCAACUUACCCUAUGUAUGGGGUAAGUUGACCAUAGGAGCGGGAUAAGAUGAGCCGUAUCUUUCCCACUCUCCACCCCAGCCCUCCCUCACCUUCUCUCUCCCUAAAUAACAGUCACCUCUUCACAUUCAUGUGUAUUUUUAUCUAUUAUACGCUAUUCAACUGGGACAAUAAUUUUUAUUAUUAUUAUUGCAUAUAACUUCUAAAAAGCUGUUUUAUAAAAAGUCAUUUUAACACGAGAAUGCCUUUAAGUGAUUCAGAACAUUCACAGCUGUAUUUUAGAAAAGAAAAAGUAACACAUUUUAACAAUCUGAACUGAAACUCUGAUCCUGUCAUCAGACUCCUUUACUUUCUCAGUUGAACCACUGGCUCAACUUACCCAAGAACUACUAUGAUGACUUUAUUAGUCCUCUAAGCUAAAAUGGUGGAUUUUUAUGCCAGAUUUUUGACCUCAUGUUGUAGCUCAUAGAUAUCACAAUUGUUGUAUAAAACAAAUUUAAAAUAAUCUUUUUUGGUCUGAACACAAUUCUAAUAAAAUUUAUGACAGACUAAUUCACUUUCAAGAGUGAACAAAUGUUUUUUUGUUAAACAAAUGUCUAACCCCUUCACCCAUGUGCUUCUAACCCUCACAGACUCCAUGAAUUGAUGCCCAUCUCCUAAAUAUUUGGUCACAUGAUCAAUUAAUUUGACCAUUUUCAAGUAACAGUGGGUGGCUCAACUUAUGCUUUGGCUCAACUUACCCCACUCUCCCCUAAGUGUCUUUCUUCAAACUGUUGCAUCAGUGAGUAACAGCAGCCAACACUUUAAUAUUGGAAUAAAAUCACACACACACACACACACACACACACACACACACACACACACACACACACACACACACACACACACUCCUGUUAAUCCACCACUCCUCUGCUUCGUCUUGCUUCUGCUGAUUUACACUCUGAAAUCUGCGCUGCAGCCGUUAAAUUGUGCAGAGAAGAAACCGGCGUCACUUCCAGCUGAAUGGAGGAUUAACGGCUGACAGGCCUGGGAACCAUCCGCGGGCCCUAAAUCCGCUCCGGUCAGCCGACACGGUUCUCACGCCGGGACGCCGCUUUGAAGUGAGCGGCGGUAAAUUAGGUGACAUGAAGCGGUCAGCACACACACACACACACACACACACACACACACACACACACACACACACGCACACACACACACACACACACACACACACACACACACACACACACACACACACUCGAGCUAAACUUUACUGUGUGAGGAACUUCUGUGUAACAGGCAGUAAAAUGACACAGAGUUAAAGUUAGAGUGGGCGAUGACAUUAAGCCAUAAAUUAAUGUGAUUGACCUUCGAGUGGAAAAUCAAUCUGUAGGUUUACACGCACAGUUAAAUUGCCUAUGGUUUUAGCUGGAUUAGGCCAUCUAACUGUUCAUGUCUACUGAUCAUGUCACAGUCUGCAUGUACAGAGGAAAAAAAACAAAAACAUUUUUUUUUUUUUGUCAGAAGCAUGUCCACCUCAGCUCCAGCAGGGGGCGACAAGCCCUCUUUUAUUUCAUUACUGUGUCUCCUGGUCAAAACAAUCAACAAAAAUCAUUAAGAAGAGGAAAGAGAAAAGUCACUCCCAGUCCAAGCCCAGAGUUAAAGGGAUACCCUGGCGUAAAACUAAGUUAGGGUCAAACACACCAUAACAUCGAGUCAGACACCCAGUCAAUAGAUGAAUGUUGCCGACCGCUUGCUUCUCUAGUUAUACCGAACUUAAGUAACGACCACAGGAUAGCAAUACACAGCGGUCCCAGGAGCCAGGUGCUCAAACAAAACGCCACUCUA